AUGAAGUCGUCUUCCUACGCCGCGCUUAUUGCUGCUAUCAGCACUGUCCAAGCUAAUCCUGUCUCCAAGCGUGCUGUCACCGAUGCCGACAUUCUUAACUACGCUCUAACUCUCGAGCACCUUGAGGCAACUUUCUACGCUCAGGGUCUCCAAAACUACUCGCAGGCAGACUUUGUCAAUGCCGGAUACGCCGAUCCAUUCUACAACAACCUCUUGAAGGUUGCCUCUGAUGAGAAAGAGCACGUCAGCUUUCUGACCAGUGCUCUUCAGGCCGCUGGCGCUCCCGCCACUGCCGAAUGCACUUAUGCUUUCCCGGCCACCGAUGUAGACAAUUUUGUGGCCCUCGCCAACGUACUUGAGGGGGUAGGUGUCAGUGCCUACCUUGGAGCUGCAGCCUCUAUUGCAAACAAGCAGUACCUCACUGAUGCGGGCUCUAUCCUAACUGUCGAGGCCCGACACAGCUCUUACCUCCGCGCUGCUGCUGGCGAGGUCCCCUUUGCCCAGCCUUUCGACAACCCCCUUGACUUUGAUGAAGUCUACACCGUUGCGUCUCCAUUUAUCGUUUCUUGCCCAAGCAGCAAUCCUGCUCUGCCCGUCAAGGCAUUCCCUUCUUUGACCAGUAUCUCCAGUGGCACCCUUUUGGCCGGCUCUCAGGUCUCCCUCGCCACAGGAGAGGGAUUCACUGCUAGCGGGCAUAUCUACGCCGCCUUCAUCACCGUAACCGGUCCAGUCUGGGCUACUGUCAGCCCGACUACAGGUGGCUAUUCCGUUACAAUCCCCCAAGGUGUGGAGGGUCAAAGCUAUGUGGUUUUGACCUCCUCUAAUAAGAACGUCUCUGAUGAUAACAUCCUUGCCGGGCCCGCAAUUUUAGAGAUUGGUGCCAAAAACGGCCGCCUCACCACUGGUUGCACAGGUGGGAGCAGCAAUACUACUUCUAACAUGACCUCGGCCCAGGCUGCUCAAUCUAGCGCGUCUGAGCAUUCUGCUGGGAAGCCAAUGAGUACCUCUCAGGCCCAGUCUUCCGCGAUCCCUGCGCAACCAAGCUCAAGCCUUACUGCCACUGAGGGCGGGGCCUUCUUCACUGGUGCCGCCUCCAGUGUCCAGCCUGCCUUUGGCUGCCUUGCUGUUGCUAUUGCUUUCAUGGCUCUCCUGUAA
Molecule: messenger RNA, 1155 nt
Organism: Penicillium pulvis
Lineage: Eukaryota; Fungi; Ascomycota; Eurotiomycetes; Eurotiales; Aspergillaceae
Product: ferritin-like domain-containing protein
Exons: 3
Coding region: 1-1155 (384 amino acids)
Source: RefSeq, a predicted model, not a curated record